Molecule: messenger RNA, 569 nt
Organism: Acaulospora morrowiae
Lineage: Eukaryota; Fungi; Glomeromycota; Glomeromycetes; Diversisporales; Acaulosporaceae
Source: the annotation of a GenBank genome assembly
CACAAGGGGCCGGAAGUAAACCAAAAUCUUUGCUUGAAUCAGAAGACCGGCCUCGCCAAAAGCCACCAACCUUAGAUUAUUUUUCCGAUGAAGAUUCUAAACCAAAGAAAAGAAAAUUAAUUACAUUGGACAAUGAUUUUGGAAAAGAUGCAAUCAACCAAAGUAGUUCCAAGAACUCACAGGACAAUGAUUUCGUUGGAGACUUGGAAGACGAUAGACCACUUCCGCGGACUUCAACUGGAAUUCGAGGGUUUGUACCUCAAGGUUAUAAAUCAGCUACGGAAUCAUUUGAAGCUCCUAAAGAGCAAGAAGCUGCCAAGGAACAAGCAGAAGUAGACGAUGAUCCUCUUGAUGCAUUUAUGCAGGAUAUCGAUAGUCAAGUUCAGAAACAGAGUCAAGACAAGUCUCUGCAAGAAAAAUUUCGUAGGGACGAUAUUGAAGAUGAAGAUUUUGUCGAAAGCUAUGUCAACCACAUGAAAAAGAAGGGCAUAGACGUUGGUAAAAGUCAACGACCAAUCGAAAAGGAUGAGGCAUGCAGUUUCAUAGACAUUUUUGCAUCUUUGUGCUAG